AUGCAGCUUGGACUGUUUCUGGUGGUGGUUUUUCUAAGCUUGAUGGAUCUGACAGGCAGCAGCAAGGUGGUGAAGGGCAAGAGGCAAAGACGAAGCACCCAAAGGGCAGGGGAGGAGCAGCUGUUUAGGGAGAAGCUGGCGCAGGUCAGUACCGAGGUGAGUCAUGGCUGUGCGAAAGGCUGUGACCUGUGCUCUGAGUUCAACGGGUGCCUGAAAUGUUCCCCCAAACUCUUCAUACUGCUGGAGAGGAAUGACAUCCGACAGAUCGGGAUCUGCCUGCCAUCCUGUCCGCUGGGGUACUUCGGUGUUCGCAAUCCAGACAUGAACAAGUGCAUCAAAUGCAAAAUUGAGAACUGUGAGGCCUGUUUCAGCCGAAACUUUUGCACAAAAUGUAAGGAAGGUUUGUACUUGCACAAAGGGAGAUGUUAUUCCACCUGCCCAGAAGGCUACUCUGCUGCCAAUGGCACUAUGGAGUGCAGCAGUCCUGCACAAUGUGAACUGAGCGAGUGGGGCCCCUGGGGCCCGUGCGCCAAGAAAAGGAAGCUGUGUGGCUUCAAGAAAGGCAACGAAGAGCGAUCGCGGAAGGUUCUGCAGGCUCCCUCUGGAGAUGUGUCCAUGUGUCCUGCCACGACAGAGCUCCGGAGAUGCACCGUGCAGAAGAACCAGUGCCCUGAAGGAAAAAGGAAGAGAAAGGAAGAGCAAGAAAAGCGAGAUAACACGAAUGGAAACAGAAACCAGAAAGACACCAAAGAUGCCAAAUCUGGCACCAAGAAAAGGAAAGGCCAGCAGAGAGGGACUGUGGUCCCCAUGACUCCUGCUAGCCCUGCUCAAUAG
Emys orbicularis (European pond turtle) is the source of this 834-nucleotide messenger RNA. It is a transcript of the gene RSPO1, whose product is annotated as R-spondin 1. Bases 1 to 834 code for a protein of 277 amino acids. Lineage: Eukaryota; Metazoa; Chordata; Testudines; Emydidae. The transcript has 6 exons. The record is from RefSeq and is a predicted model, not a curated record.